This is a messenger RNA of Helianthus annuus (common sunflower), 1009 nucleotides long. Its product is annotated as G-type lectin S-receptor-like serine/threonine-protein kinase At4g27290. The transcript is spliced from 4 exons. The coding region runs from base 1 to 870 and encodes 289 amino acids. The record is from RefSeq and is a predicted model, not a curated record. Gene Ontology annotation, biological process: protein phosphorylation. Lineage: Eukaryota; Viridiplantae; Streptophyta; Magnoliopsida; Asterales; Asteraceae. Gene Ontology annotation, molecular function: protein kinase activity; ATP binding.
AUGGCCGUGAAGAGGCUGUCAAAGACAUCAAGGCAAGGACUUGUUGAGUUCCAGAACGAAGCCAUGUGUAUUGCCAAGCUUCAACACCGUAACCUUGUGAAACUUUUGGGAUAUUGUGCUCAAGGAGACGAAAUGAUGUUGAUUUAUGAAUACAUGCCCAACAAAAGCUUGGACUAUUGUUUAUUUGAUGAAAACAACUCCUUGUUACUUGACUGGCCUCGACGCUUCCGCAUCAUAAAUGGGAUUGCUAAAGGACUUAUGUAUCUCCAUCAAGAUUCCAGCCUUAAGAUAAUCCAUAGAGAUCUAAAAGCAAGCAAUAUUUUGCUUGAUUACAAUAUGAACCCGAAAAUAUCAGACUUUGACUUGGCUAGAAUGUUCAAAGAAUAUGAGAUUGAAGCCAAUACAAACAAAGUUGUGGGUACACUGGGUUACAUAUCUCCGGAGUAUGCAGCAAAUGGGAAUUUCUCAGCAAAAUCAGAUGUGUUUAGCUUUGGUGUUUUGGUGCUAGAGAUUGUGAGUGGGAAGAAAAACAGAGGAUUCACUUAUCAAGGUCACCAGGAUAACCUUCUUGGGCAUGCAUGGAGACUCUACAAGGAAGACAAGCCACAGGAACUGGUUGAUGCUGCCUUAGGGGACUCAUGGACUGCAUCUGAAGUGCUUCAAGCAAUACAUGUUGGUUUAUCAUGUGUGCAAAACCAUGCAGACGAUAGACCAAAUAUGUCUUCUGUGGUUCACAUGUUGAGUGGUGAGGGUGCAUUGCCUUUUCCAAACCAACCUGGCUAUUAUGCAGAAGUGACUAAGCAUGAAGUUGAGUCAUCCUCAAGCAUGACACAACCUUCGGGUUCAGUCAAUGAAGUCACAGUUUCAUAAGUAGAUGCUUGGUAAUUUCAUACAAGUCCACUUCUCAGUGAGUGGUAUACGAAAUAUGGAUUCUACUUCAAUUAAGUUUCUAUCAACGAAGUAUGGAUGAUAUUAUUAGAUUAUCGUUUAUUAAAGUAUAAACCUUCUA